AUUAUAAAAAUGCCUUCUAAAAAAUAUCGAACAUAUUAUUCUAAAAAAGAAAAGGAUUAUGCUAUUCAAGAGAUCAAAGAGAACAUUAUAGCGUUAGAAUGUGAUAUAACUAAAAUACAUCAAAAUCUUAAAAGCAUUGGCCGAGAAAUCAAUUAUCUAUAUGAUGCUAUGACCAAAUCAUCUGAGUCCAGUACAUCCGAUUCGAGUUCAGCUGAAGAAGGUGAAAUGUAA
Messenger RNA from Funneliformis mosseae, 231 nucleotides. The record is from the annotation of a GenBank genome assembly. Lineage: Eukaryota; Fungi; Glomeromycota; Glomeromycetes; Glomerales; Glomeraceae.